Molecule: messenger RNA, 4068 nt
Organism: Polistes canadensis
Lineage: Eukaryota; Metazoa; Arthropoda; Insecta; Hymenoptera; Vespidae
Gene: btz
Product: protein CASC3
Exons: 9
Coding region: 320-2854 (844 amino acids)
Biological process (GO): mRNA processing
Cellular component (GO): exon-exon junction complex
Molecular function (GO): mRNA binding
Source: RefSeq, a predicted model, not a curated record
UUGCUGUCGUGUAACCUUAAAACGACUUAACGGAAACGUUAUAUUCAGUGAAGACAAAUUUUAGGACGGUGUGCCUUCUUAAUUAGUGUACUUAGGUCAGUCGAAUUGUUAAGAGAAGUUUUUUUUUUUAUAGAAUCUCUUAAUAGUAUCGAGAAGACAAUACGAUAAGCGAAGAGUUGGAUUUUUUCUUUCUAUUAUUUUUUCUUAUUCAUGCAAAGCGAUUGUUCGUUACGAAAGGAAAUAUCGAAAAAAAAAAAAAAAAAUAGUAUUAGGGACGUGAAAACUUUUGUAGGACGUGCGUGGCUAUAAUCUAAAUAACAUGUCUGAUACGAGACGUCGUAGAAAAUCUAAUCAGUCCUGUAAUUCAGAUGAUCUCUCCGAUUCUUACGAAGAGUUGAACGCCACUAAAGAAACGCAGAGUAGCGAACAGACUGAUGGUCAUCAGGAUUCAGAAUGUGAUGUUUACGUGACUGAUUCUGAUGCUGAAUCACAAGAAGGUGUAUUGCGAGAAAGUGGAGAUGGACAAGAGGAGGAGAAACCACAGAAGAAAUUAGAUGAUGACGAAGAUAGACGAAAUCCUCAAUAUAUACCAAAACGUGGAACAUUUUAUGAACAUGAUGAUAGAACUACGGAUGAAGUUACCGAAACUAGUACUGAAACUACUAAUGAAAGAGAAACUAAAGAAAAGAAAGUAUGGAAAGAUAAAGAGGAUAGAUGGGAUCAUGAUAGAUACAAUCACGAGGAACAAGCUCCUAAGAGUCAUGAGGAAUUGAUAGCGGUUUAUGGUUAUGAUAUUAGGAAUGAGGAAGGUCCACCUAGAGCUAGAAGGAGAAGAAGAUAUGGACGUGGACCAAAUAAAUAUACACGCAAUUGGGAAGAUGAAGAUGCUUAUGGUAAAACUGGUAACAAUACGACAUCUAAAAGCAAUAAUAGAAAGUUUAUUAGAAGUGGAGAAGAUUUUCCUGCACUUGGUACUAAUAAGAAUUCCUCUGCAACUGUCGAGGAACCGGUAAUAUCAUCAGCGUGGUAUAAUAGUAAAAGUAAGACUAUAAAUAAAACACAAAAUUUUCCACCUUUACAAACACAGCACGACGUGCAAAAGACCAAAUCUUCUGGAGCAUCCAUUGGUCAUACAAAUGAAAACAAAGUUCUAAACGAGUCCAAUAAUCCGGUUUGGAAAAAGGAGGGUAAACAUGGGACACAAAAUCAAAAUUCUAAUGGAAACAGUGGAUCUAACGGAGAUGCAGAAAAAUCUUUUGAAACUAAAACUUUAUCAAGAGAGAGUAACAAACGAAACGUACAAGAGUCGACUAAUUUCGGAACAAACAGAGCUCGUGGAAGAGGAUUUAAGGCUAAUGCCAAUAACAAUAUAUUGAGCAAUAGAACUAUCGAAACCAAACCUAAAGGAAGAGGAGCUGGACCAAUUAAUUCUGAUAAUAGACGGAGUAAUACAAUACAACACGACGAUGAUAAUCAAAUUACGCACGAGAUGAAAAAUAUUCAUAUCAACGAUGGCGCGCAAUAUCAUCAAAGUGGUAAACAUAAUAAAAAUUAUUAUGCGCAAUCCUCUGGUCAACAAAGAGUUAACACUGUGCCUCCGAGAAUGCAACAGCAGCAAUCUCAUCCAACGCAAUCGCAACAAGGACACCAAUCGCAACAAACGGCUCAACAGCAAGAUAGUUCUGGCAAUAGACCAAAGCGAUACUCCAGCCUUCGUCAACGUCCUGCGGUUUCAGAAAAUCCUACGCAACAGAAUUAUCAGCUCCCUCAUGGACAGCAUGGGCAACAUGCACAACACACACAACACGCACAGCAUACUCAGCAUUCACAGCAUGCUCAACAUGGGCAGCAUGGACAACAUGGGCAACAUGGUCCACAUGGGCAACACGGUCAACAUGGGCAACACAGUCAACAUGGGCAACACAACCAACAUGGGCAACAUGGAUAUUUUGCUCCUCAAGCUGGAAAUUCAAGAGGAGUUUUAGAUUCUCAAGGAUAUCCUCCUGGGCAUUUUGAACAAACCGCACCUGUUGCUGCUCCAGCUGCGCCUAUGGGUGGACAACCAGUAAUACCUUUGCCACCAAAUGGUCAACCUGCUAGCUAUGCUCCACCUCCAUUUUUGGUGCCACCACCUCAGUUUAUACCAUCUCAAACUGCUCCUCCUAGCAUAAUUAAUUAUGUCUCUGGCCCUAAUGGGCCAGCAUUUCCACCAAACUUUCAAGGAUAUCAAAGUUACACUCCCCCAGUUCCUGCGCAAGGACCGCCUCCGCCACAAGAAUUAUUUCAACCACAAGGUUGUACUUAUUAUAGUACUGCGCAACAACAGCAACAAACAGCUCCCAUAAGACGACCAAAGGCAGCCAUUCCAAUUCUUCCACCUCCGGAUAAUCAGCAGCAUCAAAGUAAUCGUGGCAGAGGUAGAAGUAUUCAAUCUAAUCAACAAACUAACCAACCUGGUAGUGUACAACAAAGUGAACAAGAAGUUAAAAGUAACUCGGUGGAAAGUGAUCAAAAGAAUAUGUUAGGACAAUUUGAUAAUCUACAAAAUGAUCAGUCGGAAUCGAUUCAACAAAAGGAAGAAACCUCGAGUAUAAUAUCGAGUAAUAUAGGAAACAAAGAAACUGUAAUCAAAAGUAUUAACAACGUUAAUAUAACAUUGGUUGAAAGUUCAGUUGUUACGAUGGAUAAAGUAGAAGAUACAAGUAAUAAAGAAAUACUGCAGAUAACUGAAGAUAGCGAAAGUCUAAUUACUUCCAAGUCUAUGCAAUUGGACAUUGAUAAGACUGAUAGCGAGCCACCUAAGCUUGAAACUACUAUUCCUGAAACUUCUGUUGUUGAGGAAGCGGUUGCCUAAAUAAUCUACAUGAGAUGUUAUAGAUAGAAUGAGUUAUUAAAAUGUCUAAAUGUUCUUUAUAAUAAUCAAGUUUGAAAGAAACUGACUUAUCGUCAAGAUAUAUCCUUUUGUUUGAUUGUGGUUUUAUAAGAUCUUUUGUAGAGAUAUUACAAAAAAUAAUACACCAGAUCAAUCCAGAUGUUCGUCGUCUCAGCAAGUUGCUUCUUGUAAACAGAAUAAUCAAGAUUCCUGUUAGAAAUUCAGGAUAUAUCUGUUAUAUAUACAAUCAGAUUUGUCUAAACUAUUGGAACUUCCGUUUGAAUUUUCUUUAUAAAUUGUCUAACAUGGAAAUUAAUUCAAGAUUUAAUAAGUCGAUAAUACAUGAAAGAUCAUCAAUCAUUUUUCAUAAGCGAGAAUUAGUUAUUUCAAUGUCAGUAGAAAAAACGUGCAGCCUUGAAUGUUCAAUUAAACAAGCCUGUAUAAUAUCACGUGUUACGGAUAUAAUAUUAAUUCUUAAUCGACUAUGUAACUCAAUUGGACUAUGUACAUUUCUAGAUAUAUCAAAAUUGAUAAUUGCUAAUUACGGUUAAACCGUAAAGCUAAUUUUUAUUGAUUCGUCUUCAACUAUACUGCCAUGUAUUUUAAAUUGGGCUUUUCUGCAAUAUCUGAUAUGCAAUUGCAUUAUACUUUUCAUUUUUAAUUCCACUACUAUUUUUUUGUUCCUUAUUUAUUUUUUUACUUAUUAGAGAUUGCUAAUAAUGUGUAUCAAUAUUAAACAAAUACAUCCUAUAUUAUAUAUUCUAAAGUAUAUAAGACAUCAUUGCAAAUUAGACGAUUAAAUACAGUUUCGAAUGACGUGAUAAAUAAUAUGACGAUAAAAAAAGAAAAAAAGAAGAUUUCAUAACAACAUGAUCACUGUAAAUAUAAAUACAAUUUCUCACAGUGCGUAGAGCUGUUUCAAUAAUUAAUUGUCUUAUCGAUCCUUGUGUGAUUCGAAUGAUCUAUUUAUAUGAUCAAAUUAAAUUAAAUAUACUUAGCAUAUUUUAAUUGAGAUAUAUAACUUUAGUUAUACAGGAUGUCCUGUAUAUAUAUAUAAAAGAAUAUAUAUAAAAAUGAUAUUACUGCUAUUAAAAAGAAGCUUUAUUUUCUUUUCUUCGCAAAAAUCUUGCAUGCAUUGCAUUUAUUUCAUCGUAUAGAGGAUUAAAUAUUAUACACGUACAGAUACAAAAAAAAGU